AUGGCGAGACAAUUAGUUUUGCUGAAUUUAAAAUUUCUUUUUUUUUUUCAUCAGUUGUAUUCCCUGAAUGACUACAAACCACCAAUUUCUAAGGCGAAAAUGACCCAAAUUACUAAGGCAGCCAUCAAAGCCAUUAAGUUCUAUAAACAUGUGGUACAGAGUGUUGAGAAAUUCAUUCAGAAAUGUAAACCAGAAUACAAGGUACCUGGACUUUACGUUAUUGAUUCCAUUGUACGACAAUCUCGACAUCAGUUUGGUCAAGAAAAGGAUGUGUUUGCACCCAGAUUUAGUAAUAACAUCAUUAGCACUUUCCAGAAUUUAUAUCGUUGCCCUGGGGAUGACAAGAGUAAAAUAGUGAGAGUAUUAAACUUGUGGCAGAAGAAUAACGUAUUUAAGAGUGAGAUUAUUCAGCCUCUUUUGGACAUGGCAGCAGGGAUCCCUCCUCCCGUGGUCACGCCUGUCCUGGCCAGUGCGACUGCUGCUAUGAGCAAUACCCCAGGAACUCCUGUGACUCCUGUUACUCCAGCCACUGUGGUCCAAGGUUUGCCUGAUCCAUGGGUUUCCCAGAUAGCAAAUACAGAUACCCUCACAGCCGUAGCUCAGAUCUUGCAAAGUCCUCAAGGCCAGCAGUUUCAGCAGCUAAUACAGACUUUGCAGAUACAGCAGCAGAAGCCUCAGCCCUCCAUCCUGCAGGCCCUGGAUGCUGGGCUUGUGGUUCAGCUGCAGGCUCUGACGGCUCAGCUUACAGCUGCGGCUGCCGCAGCGAGCACACUCAAUCCCUUAGAACAGGGAGUGGCCUUUAACAAGAAGUUGAUGGAUAGGUUUGAUUUUGGGGAAGAUUCUGAGCACAGUGAAGAAGCCAAAAAGGAAAUUCCAACUUCUCAACUUGCUCAUGUUUCGGAAUCUGUGAACAAUUCCAUUUUUCAUCAGAUAGCAGAACAACUACAACAGCAAAACCUGGAACAUCUCAGACAGCAGCUCCUGGAGCAGCAGCAGCCUCAAAAGGCAACCCCUCAGGAUAGUCAAGAAGGAACAUUUGGGUCCGAGCAUUCCGCGUCACCGUCACAGGGGAGCAGCCAACAGCAUUUCCUUGAACCUGAAGCAAAUUUGGAUGAUUCCAUAGAUAUUCAGCAACAGGACAUGGAUAUAGAUGAAGGGCAAGAUGGAGCGGAAGAGGAGAUCUUUGAACAAGAAGCAAAGAAAGUGGCUGUUCGCUCGAGAUCGAGAACACACUCACGAUCCCGUUCAAGAUCACCAAGAAAACGAAGGUCUAGGUCACGAUCUGGUUCUCGAAAGCGUAAACACAGAAAGCGAUCACGCUCGCGCUCAAGGGAAAGAAAAAGGAAAUCAUCACGUUCGUAUUCCAGUGAGAGAAGAGCGAGAGAAAGGGAGAAAGAGCGACAGAAGAAGGGCUUGCCUCCAAUUAGAUCAAAAACGUUAAGUGUGUGUAGCACUACUCUCUGGGUUGGUCAGGUGGACAAGAAGGCCACACAGCAGGAUUUAACCAACCUGUUUGAAGAGUUUGGACAAAUCGAAUCCAUUAAUAUGAUUCCUCCCAGGGGCUGUGCUUAUGUCUGCAUGGUUCAUCGACAAGAUGCAUUUCGGGCUCUUCAGAAACUUAGCUCUGGAUCAUACAAAAUCGGGUCCAAGGUCAUUAAGAUUGCUUGGGCUUUAAACAAAGGUGUAAAAACAGAAUACAAACAGUUCUGGGAUGUGGAUCUUGGAGUCACAUAUAUACCCUGGGAAAAAGUUAAAGUGGAUGAUUUGGAAGGUUUUGCAGAAGGAGGCAUGAUUGAUCAGGAAACUGUAAAUACUGAGUGGGAAACUGUGAAAAGCUCAGAACCUGCUAAAGAGACGGUCCAGACAACACAGAGCCCAACUCCAGUUGAAAAGGAGACAGUGGUCACAACCCAGGCCGAGGUUUUCCCGCCACCUGUUGCUAUGUUGCAGAUCCCAGUAGCACCUGCUGUGCCUGCAGUUAGCUUGGUCCCACCAGCGUUUCCUGUGUCAAUGCAGGUUCCUCCUCCUGGAUUCAGUCCAAUCCCGCCACCGUUUCUACGGGCAAGUUUUAACCCUUCACAACCACCUCCUGGUUUCAUGCCACCUCCAGUCCCACCACCUGUUGGACCGCCACCUACUAUUCCCCCAGUAGUACCAACAUCUUUAGUGCAGCCGCCAUUAUCCAUGACUCCAGAAACUGUGAAAGAUGUUGGAUUUGGUAGCAUUAUUUUACCAGGUGGUUCUGUUGCCAGCGGUCUUGCUACUUCUGCCUUGGCAGCUGGAAAUGUUUUUAAUCCUCCAACUAAACAAGCAGAGCCUGAAGAAAAAGUACCUCAUCUUAUAGACCACCAGCUUCCUUCUGGUGAAAACACCAGAUCAGUGAUUCAAAAUGAUAUUUCCAGUAGCUCUGCAAUUUUAGGACAGCCGCCAAAUGUGACAAGCAAUUCUGGAAUUAUGGGAGUUCAGCGACCAAAUGUGUCAAGUAAUGCUGAAAUUCUUGGAGUCCGGCCAUCUAACGUUUCCAGUAGUCCUGGGAUUAUGGGACCUCAGCCACCAAAUAUUCUCAAUAACUCUGGAAUUUUGGGAAUACAGCCACCAACUGUUUCGAGUAGUUCUGGACUUUUGGGAGUGCUCCCCCCAAAUAUCCAUAACAAUUCUGGACUUAUAGGAGUACAGCCACCAAAUGUCCCAAAUACAUCUGGACUUUUGGGAACACAGCCACCAGCUGGGCCUCAAAACUUACCCCCUUUAAAUCUCUCUAGUCAAAGAAUGCCUGUACUGCCAAUGUUAGACCUUCGUCCAGGACUAAUGCCGCAGGCUCCUGGACCAAGGUUCCCUUUACUACAGCCUGGAAUUCCUCCCCAACGAGGACUCCCUCCCCCAUCGGUACUUGAUUCCGCCUUUCACCCACCCCGUGGUCCUUUUCCUCCAGGAGAUAUUUUCGGUCAGCCAGAAAGACCUUUUCUAGUUCCUGGAAGGCAAAGUAUAGACAAUAAUCCAGAGAAAAGGAUACCACUUGGGAAUGACAAUAUUCAGCAGGAAGGAGAUCGAGAUUACCGGUUUCCUCCCAUCGAAACCAGGGAAAGCAUGAGUCGACCUCCUCCUGUGGAUGUUAGGGAGAUGGUCGGACGGCCCGUGGAUCCGAGAGAAGGUCCUGGCAGGCCUCCGUUAGACAGGGAGCAUUUCGGAAGACCUCCUGUGGAUAGCAGAGAGAAGCUCGUGAGGCCAGGGAUGGAGCACCUUGGUCGGAGAGACCACUUCGGCUUUAACCCAGAGAAGCCGUGGGGACACAGAGAUUUUGAUGAGCGGGAGCAUCGCGUCCUACCUGUCUUUGCUGGUCCGAAAGGCUUGCAUGAAGAAAGAGGCAGAUUUCGAGCCGGAAACUAUAGAUUUGAUCCCAGAAGUGGUCCUUGGAACAGAGGAUUUGGACAAGAAGUUCCCAGAGAUUUUGAUGACCGCAGAAGACCCUGGGAGCGGCAGAGGGAUAGGGAUGACAGAGAUUUUGAUUUCUGCAGAGAAAUUAAUGGAAAUCGUCUUGGACGAGAUAGGAUUCAAAACACCUGGGUCCCCCCUCCUCAUGCUCGGGUUUUUGAUUUUUUUGAAGGGGCCACUUCUCAGCGAAAAGGUGAUAAUGUGCCUCAGGUUAAUGGUGAGAAUACCGAGAGACAUGCUCCACCACCACCACCUUUACCAGUGCAGAGUGAUCCUGAACUUUAUGAGAAACUGACACCUUCAAGUGACAUAAACAAGGAGAAGAGUGACACAGUUGCUGAUGUAGAAAGUGAACCAGUGGUAGAAAGCACAGAAACUGAGGGGACAUAAUCAUCACUCAGUAGGUAAAAGAUACCUUUUGUAAAGUUGUCAUCUCUCUGUAAUAGCUUAAUGGCCGACGGGACCAUAGUUGUUCACUUUUGUCUGCCAGAAUUAAGUUAAUCUGAUGUUCAUGUUCACCUUUCUCUUAAAAUAAUUGUACAACUGACUUGUAUAGACAUUGUUCUUAAUAUGAACAUGGGUAGGUAAACAUUUUUUUUAUUUUUCUGAUAAAUGUUGCCCCAGAUUCUUUUAACUUCAAGGAAAUGAAUAACAGCUUGUCAGAGACUUCCUAUGGAAGAAAGCAUUUUUUAGAUACUACCAUUAGGUCGGAUAUGGUAAUAGGUAUAUUUCAGAAUAGCCAGUGGUGGCAUAUCUUAUCCACAUCUUUAGGCUGCUGCAGGAUUUUAAGGUAACAGACAAAGCUGUGAUAUUUUAUGCAAAGACUGGCUCUAGAUCACUUGAGGAGCACCAUACAGAGAUUUUAAAAAGUGAUUUUGUAAAAUCUACACUGUGGUCUCUGUUUCUCCAAAGUAAGUGUUUGUGAUCUGUUCCUCAUACUGCAGUGAGUAAAAAGGAAAAAAAGAAAACAGCAUAAAUAUUAAAAUACGUUUCAAUGUUGGGUGAAUUUUGUUUUUAGAUGCCAAUAAAACUUAUUUGUUUGAUAACA
Molecule: messenger RNA, 4480 nt
Organism: Hipposideros armiger (great roundleaf bat)
Lineage: Eukaryota; Metazoa; Chordata; Mammalia; Chiroptera; Hipposideridae
Gene: SCAF8
Product: SR-related CTD associated factor 8
Exons: 20
Coding region: 1-3822 (1273 amino acids)
Cellular component (GO): nucleus
Molecular function (GO): RNA binding
Source: RefSeq, a predicted model, not a curated record